AAUGAAAGAGAGGGACAGGGGCGAAGACUUGGGGACAGAAGGGUGUGUGGUGGGGGAGAGAGUAAGCGGUGUAGGCAGAGAAACUCGUAGCGACAAGGCUUGCACCUACGUACGAAAGAAAUACAAUAUAAAGAGAAGACUAGAAAAGGGAACGGUUGUCUUAUAUUACUUUCAACAGGUUACCUUCUCUCAAAACUGCAAAAGUUUUGAAAUGAAUAGUAAUUUAGAACUAUCGAGUAUUGGUAGUAGGCAAUCCAGAGGCGGUUCUUUAUCAUCCGCUCAUAUGGAGCGUAGUCGUCCCGGUAGCGAAAAGAUAUUGAUUACAGAAGUAGAGGACACGAAUGAGGACGAUGAAACCUUAAGGAGACAACGUCUGGGAGAUUUAGUAGGUGACUCUCACGAUUAUUUAAAAUCUACAACAGACGAUCCCGAAAGCUACGAUACGGAUUUAGAAUACGAUGAUAAUGAAUUCUUAAACGACAAAAUCCAAUUUGAUCCAACUGGCAUAGCAGACUAUAUUCAACAAUGCAAUAAGCUAGGUGUCAUUCCGGUGUCAUAUUUCGUUAAACAUGUUCAUGAUAAAGAAUUCAUCAUGAGGAACCAUGGUCUCGGGCCAAAUGGUGCAAAAGCUAUAUCAAAGCCCCUUCAACUUAACACAGAAGUUGAAAAGAUCGAUCUUGAAGGCAAUCAAAUAGAAGGUGUCGGUUGUUUUUACCUUUGCAAGGCGUUGAGGGAUAAUAACUACGUUACAGAAUUAAUUUUAAGAGAAAAUCAGAUUGGAAGAGAGGGAGCUGAAGCUGUAUGCACGAUGUUAUCGAAUAAUAGUAUAAUAACAAGUCUGGAUCUUUCUGGUAACAAUUUAAAGGACACUGAAGGCGAAUUAUUCCAUAGCUUAUUAAUGAAUAAUAGCGUGAUUAGAAAAUUACUUUUACGUCAUAAUGAAUUGUCUGUAAAGUCGGCCAAAUAUUUUAAAGAGAUACUCUCAGAGAAUGAAACUUUGAGGGAACUAGAUCUUAGCUGGAAUCACUUUCGUACUCAAGGAGCUGUUUGGAUAGCUCAAGGCGUUAUGGAAAACUAUGGUCUAAAAUCUCUUUUAUUAGAAAUGAAUGGAUUCGGUUUAGAAGGUGCUGAAGCUAUGGGACAUGCUCUUAAACAUAAUCAGUCAUUAUCGUAUUUGGAAUUAAGUAACAAUAGAAUACCAGACGACGGUGCAAAAGCAAUUAUAAAAUCUUUACAAUCCAAUGAAAUUUUGGAAUUCUUAUCUCUUGGAUUUAAUCCAAUAACGGCGGAAGUUUGUGAUUUGUUACUAAAAUCCCUGCAGACAAAUGAAAAUUCACAUUUAGAAAAGAUUGAACUUCCGGGAGUUCUUGUUUCAGAAGAAUUUUCAGAAAAUUAUAAAAUAUUACAGCAAAAGAGAGAAAUUUUUAUUAAUCACGGAGGUGUUGUAGCCCAACGUAUAUCUGGAGAUUUUGAAAUUGAUUUAGAACAAGCCUAUCAUAAAGAUCCAAUGACUAAAUUACAAAAUUUUGCAAAAAAGAAGAAAUUUCGUCUUGUUGAUUUAUUUAGGCAAUUUGACAAAGAUUGUAGUUGGAGUGUUAGUCAUGAAGAAUUUCGUUUAGGAAUUAAAGCAUCUGGAAUUGAAAUGAGCGAAGCAGAUAUUUGCAAACUAUUAGAUAGGUUGGAUGCUGAUGGCGAUGGAGAAGUAGACUAUGGAGAAUUGUUAUUUGGAGACAGUGAGCAUAGAAAAUUUAAAAGAGACAUUGAAAAGACUAAACAGAAAGAAUUGUCUAAUUUAUCAACUAACAAAGACAAAUCAGCAGAACCUUAA
Messenger RNA from Dimorphilus gyrociliatus, 1828 nucleotides. The record is from the annotation of a GenBank genome assembly. Lineage: Eukaryota; Metazoa; Annelida; Polychaeta; Dinophilidae.